ACAAAUGGCGUUUGUAUUUUGUUUGAAAAAGAAACGUCGUCUUGACAACGAAUUUGGUGAAUUUUGUAUGAAUUAUUUGAUUGAUUAAACUAUGUAUUUGUUAAAUUAUGGGUGAUCCUUACGAGCUGCCACCGCAAACUACUGAAAGCAAGAACAUUCUUCCGGAUGUCGUACAUUCUCAACAGAUACCCGCUGUGGGGACGGCUGUAGCGGACGAAACGGAAACGCUAGAAAUUGACACAGGUCGAAAUACAGAGGGAGAGAAUCCAGUUAGUCACGAUGUCGAAAACAUUAGUGAAACCGAGUCAAUAUCAGAGCACAUUCCGAAAAUGGAGUAUUCAGUCACAGAGUCGGAUAACGCGGCUAAAACUCAUGAAUCUCAAGGGAUACUUAAGGUUGAAGGAGAUCAGGAGAAGAUUUCUAAACACAGUUCUUUGAACAUUCCCUACUCACACUCCCCAUUCAGCGACAGAGCCAGCACACAUGAUCACAGCCUGCACAGCUCAUCCUGGCCUCUGGAUGCACAUGUAGCCUCAGACGUCCAUCCCCUCAGUGAAGAGAGCCCUGUCAUCUUAGCAUCAUCAGAUUUUUCUAAAGAAGGUGGUACAAAUGAGAACAAAUCACAAGAACCAACUUCCCAGCAAUCCAACAAACAUGAAUCUCCUAGAGAAGAUGAAGAUGUGUAUCUAGAUUCUUUAAAUGAAGAAGCCAGUCAACAAACAAAUAUUUCAAUUGGAGAAGAUAAUUCACUACAAUCAAGUCAGUCAGAAAAACAGGAAUCUGAUAAAUCAUCAGGCUCCGAGGAGAUUAUAAAGUUGGAUAUCCGAGGCAAGGGGGUGCCAAAGAUUCCAUUAACAGUAGCUAAACUUAUCUUUGGACCUCCCCCAGAGGGCAGUACAGUGAUUGGCCCUGAUGUUGAGCACAUACCAGUGUUUCCAAAUUUGUUGUCCCCUUUCCUUGUUGGAGCUGGUGACAGUAUGAAAGUAGAAGAAGUAUUUGAUGAUGUUGAUAUGCCAUUUAAAGACCCCUCACUUGUCAGGUCCCCUGAGCCUUCGAAUGAUGUUUCGCCUGAGAUCUCUAUGGAUGCUUCCCUUGAAAAAAGCUAUUCCAGUGACAAGGUAGAGCAGGAUGUUUUAGUUGAAGAAGUUACUGUUGACUAUGAUAGAAAAGAAAAAGAUCAGGAAAUACCUGAAAAAUUGGAUGAUACAUCUAUACCAACACAGCCUAAAUCUAUUCCUCUUGAUGAAACAAUGUCUUUCAGCACUUUGACAACAGACUAUAAAACUAUCUGCGAGGAGUAUCAUGUGAAGCUUGUUCAUUUGGAAGACGCUAUCACGCAGCGUGACGAACUAAUUGAGGAACUCACCGUCUCAUUGCAGCGAUCCGUCAGGGAACAAGAUGAUCUCAGAACUGAGAAUGCCCAUUUGACAAACGAGGUCCAGAACCUACAGCACAUAGUCGCCGAACAUUCCCAUUCAGACCAUGACACUAUCAAAGCACAAAUAUCGGACUUCAUUAAGUACGAAACACUGGUUAAAGACGACAGUACUAAGUUCUACUCUGCCUUAAUGAGUGGAGGCUCCUCUAUACAAAGCUCUAAUGGCGAGAAAGAUAACGACCGUGAAGAGAUCACAGUCAACUACUCCCGCUCCGAUCUAAAAUCUAGUUCUUCCGAUGACUUUCCGAGUGGUUUCGAGAAUAAAUUGGCGACUGUAUUGAAUACUUUUGAUGAGUAUAUUGAGGAGAACUUGAGAAAUAAACUCCGCGAGAGUGUUAUUCAGGUUUUGUGCAAUGAAAUAGGUAAGAUGCGGAUUGAGUCUGAUACGGAGUUGAGAGAGGUGGAGACUCAGAUGCAGCAGGACAAACAAACGUACACUGUGGAAACCAGACGCCUGAGGGAACUUCUAGCGUCUGUAAAGGCCGGUAAUGCGGACAUAGACGCUCUCAGGCAAGAGUUAAACAUCAAACAUGAAAAAGAAAUGGAAAACUUGAGGACCUACUUUGAGAAGAAAUGUUCUGAUAUGGAAAGGAGCUACUCGGAGGAGGUGUGGCGCGGGCGGACGUGCGCGUCUCCAGCAGGGUCUGCGUUGUCGGCCGCCGCGGGGGACGCGGGGGGCGCGGGCGGGGCCGAGCCCGACGCGGCCGGCGCGGCCGGGGACUGCGCACGGAGACGGACGCGGAGCGCUGAGUUUCCUUCACUUACAUUGGAGCCAGUUCAGUUGGAUCAGUCCCUGAAGCAAAUGUCGAGGAGGUAUGAACAGCAGAUUGAAGAACUGAAGACGGAACACACGACGUACACUAACGAGCUGCAAGCCCGCCACAGGGAAGCUAUUGCUGCUUUGGAAGAACAGGUUACUCAACUAAAAGCACACAUUCAAACAUCAGAAAAUACGGAAGCGAACGUCUCUCUGUACCAACAGGACAUAGACUUGGAACUUGAAAAGCGGGUGGACAAGGACUACGAGAAUCGUCUAGAAGAGGUCAGACAGCAAGUGGCCCAACAAUUACAAGAGCAGAUUCAGGUGCUGCUGUCGGACCCUGACGCGGAGGUGUCCAGCUGGCCAUUGGAGCUGGUGGCGCUACGAGAGAAGAUCCACGAGACCCGAGAGAAGGAGCUAUCAAAUGUAAGAGAGGAGGCGGCGGCUGGCGAGGCUGACAAGUGGAAGCAGCGCCGCAACCUCAGCUUCGACCAGAACAGACAACUCGACGAGGUCACUAAGGAGAGAGACGGGUUGCGCCGCGUGGCGGUGGCGCUGCAGCGCGCGGUGUCGCAGCUGCUGGCGUACUGCGCAUGCGCCGAGGACGAGAUCAACCGCACCGUGCUCGCGCAGCUGUUGACGCAGCUGCAGGUCAAGGAUGAAUCAUCGAUCCAAAUCGAGGAAGAUUCCCGACCGUCAACCCCAAACCUGGACUUGAGUACCAGCCUGGUCUCCAGGGGCAAACACGUGCACUUCGCUCCAGACCUGCCGUCUCUCCUCACAGAGCUGGAUGAAGCCGGGCUGGCGGGGUUCCUAGCGGAGCAGAGAGACCUGAGUGCGGAUAUUAAGAGGGAGCUGGAGCUCUCCCUCAAGAGGCUGCGGCAUGAAGCCCACGAGUUGCUGGACAUGUCUGCCAAGCUGGCCGCUAACCGGCCAUCGAACGUUAAGAUGCUCGAGAGCGGCGACCAGGUGCAGAUAACUGAACUGGUGCAAGAACUAGACGCCCAACAGAACAAGAACUGUGACAACUGCGAACUGCAUAGAAAGUCAAUGGAAGAAGCGAUGGCGGAAUGUCUCCAGCGCGAGAAUCUUCUCCGCUCGGACCUGGAAGCGGCCAUGAUGAAGAUCGCACAGCUAAUGACCAGCGCCGACAGGAUGCACUCCUCCGACCUCAUUGCUGAAGGGUACGGCACGGCCCCGCCGCUGCAGCCGCUGUCGCUGCCGGGGCGCGGCUCCCCGCGGCCGCGGCCCGCCUCCGACGGCACGCUGUCGCUCGACGGCAGCUCCUCGCCGCGCCUGCACCUCACGAGGAUGCAGCAUGAGCUGGACACGGUGCAGAGGGAGAGGGACGAUCUGCAUCAACAGGUUAAAAGGAUGACAGAUUCACCUGUACAUAAGAUAUGCUGCGAGAAGCUGGAAGCGGCCAACCGCCAGUUGCGCGCGACCCGACAGUUCGUGGAAGAACAGGCGAGCGAACGCGAGACCGAGCGAGAUGAGUUCGCCGCGCGGCUCGCCGAGCUGCGCGACGAGAACGCUCGCCUCGCCACGCGCCUGCAGAACAAUGCUCGGAUAUUGAAUGAGAUGCACUGCCUGCGCCUGUCGCACUGCAACUGUCGCGCGCACGACGCACAUGUGGAGCAACUAGAAGCCCAGACGCGCGAGAUGAACCAAAUAAUAGCCGAACUGGAAUCCCGAAAAGUCCAAACGGACGAAGAAAUAAAAUCCUACCAAGAAAAGAUCACCUUACUCCGCGAUAUCAUAGCCAAUUUGGAGAACCAACUGGAACAGAAAACCACCCACGAGUCCGAGGUUUUAGAGCAACUCGACCAAAUGAAGAAGACGAUAGAUGAAAGAGACAACAAGAUGCGGUCGCUUAUUGGGGAGUUGGAGUCUUUGAAGAGUGAGAAGGCAGAUCAGAGUGACUUGAUAUGCGUCAAAUGUGGCCAAGACGACGACAGAUAUGAAACGCUCAUGGAGAACUUAAAAGAACAGACCCGUUGGCUGGAAGAGAAGGUCCAUCGCAGCACUCAGCGGUUAGAGAGGAUCCACGAAGUGGCUUCUACUUCCUGCAGCGAACCCAGCGAGGACGUGUCGCUCAGAGACCAGAAGAACAGGAAUAUUGAGGUGUGCAGCCCUAUGCCGGCGUCCCCCCGCGUGGAGGUUGCGCCCCCGCUGGCGGGGCUGCUGGACUGCCUGCAGGCGCACGCGCGGGCCGAGGAUGCGGCGCUCAAGAGGAUAGCAGACCUCGAAAUGCAGCGGACGCAGCUUAAGGAUGUCGCGCAGGAGGUGCGUGCGGAGCGCGACGUGCUGCAGGCGCGCAUGUCGGAGCAGGCGCUGAAGAUCUCGUCGCUGUCGGCGCGCCUGCAGCAGCAGCGCAACGACGCCGACGCGCUCGCGCAGCAGGCCGCCAGCCAGCUCACCGUGCAGCUGCACGACACGCUCGCCGAGGUACAAAGGCUAAAGGAAGAGUUGGAGUCGAAAGACAAACAACUGAUCAGGAUGAGGCAGACAAUGGAUGAGAAGGAUAAACUUAAUGAGCAACACCAAACUCUGUACGGAAACACAUGUAAUCCCAAAGACAAAGUUAUAAUUCUGGAACGGGAGCUAUCAUCAGCUCAGACUCGUAUCGCUCAGUUGGAGUCACUCGCUCGAAGCUUGGAGACGGACAAAGAGGAACUUCAGACUGCGCUAAGAGACCACCAAAGGGCGCUAGCUGAGAAGGAGGAUCAGCUCCAGGAACUACUUGCGCUGAAUUUGGACGACAACCAGAAGGAAGAACGGAGCGAAGUUGUAGAAGGGAAAGCAUCGGCGAGAACUCUCAGCGAUAUUGUUUCUAUUUCAGAAUUCGACGAACAAGACUUACAAAUGCGUAGAGCUGAGCUGAAAGCACAAAACCUUAGCAUUUCAGGAGCUCCUUAUGAGACCAAUAAAACCCUAAACAGAACUUUACCUCCAGAAGUACAGAAGCCAAAUCUGAGUUCGCUAAACAUUGACUAUGGAGAUCAUUUUGACUUCACUACUUACUCCCCUCGCGCCGAUUCUUUACCUGCACAUUUGACAUCUACGCAGAACAAGGAAUUCCUCAAACAAUACAAACGAAACGUCAACGAAACAACUAUUUUCGGUGCUACGAAACAAUCUGAACAUAAUAUACCAGAUAACUGUUCAAUGUAUCCUAACCGAGAUGUCAAUGACAGCAAAGAAGUUACAGUCGAGCCUAAGAAGAUCAAUUUUUCUUUAGAAGUUACUAACGAUAACAAAACUCAGAACGACGAAGAAGAAUUUACUUCUCUCAGGGAGUUGGGUAUAACAUUAGACAUCAGACAGGAAAACUUCCCUGACAUAUUAACUCAGCUGAAACACGAAAUAAAGAAAUCCAGAACCGAACUAGAUAAGUGUAAAUCUGAAUUGAAAAACGCUGAAGAACAGCUAUGCGAGUUCCCAGCUUUGAAGGAAGAAGUAGAAGAACUAAAAGGACUCCUUGAAAAUACUAUGGCUACUAUGGACAAUGAUAAGAAAUUCUAUGAAAACCAAUUGGAGAAUUUCACGUCAAACAAGAAAUUGCUUGAACAGAGACUUUCGGAAUUGACUCAGGAAGUAAAUGAUAAAUCUAAAGACUUGCACCUCCUCAAAGAGGAUAUUUUAAGAAGAGAAAACAUGAUCUUGGAGCUCGCUAAAGAAAAACGUAACUUGACUAAUAAAAUGACUGAGCUGGAAGUGAAAAUUGACGAACUGCAAAGCAGGAAUGGGCUUUUAGAGAAGUAUGAAAACGAAAAUCAUCAGAUGAGAGAAAAGAUUACUGAACUACAAAAACUGGAACAACUGGUAUCUGAGAAGAACCAACAAAUCGACAGCUUGAACCAGCAUUUGGAUAGACUUGACGACUUACAGAGAUGCCUCAAUGACAAAACGGAAGAAUUUGAAAACUUAAAAGAAUUAUUUGAAGAAAAGUCGAAUGAAAUAGAACACAUGCAAGAUACAGUUGAAGCAUUGAACCGGGACGUAGCAAAACUUAACGAAGACAACAACGCUUUACUAACUACUAACAAAGAUUUGAAACUAAAACUGACGAAAAUAGAAAAGGAACAAGAAAAUGCGUCGAUAAAACUACAAAACAGUGAGACUGAACUUGAAAGAGUAAACUCAUUGAACAACGAACUGACAUCAAAAAUAGAGGAAUUAAAACUUUUGACGGAUAAGUUGAAAGAUAAGGAGACAGAGAUUGAGAUAUUACAUGAAGACAUAAACUCUUAUCAUGAAGAGAUAGCGUCUCUCAAGGAGCAGAUGAAGAUGGUCUCUCGGAGUCCGUCGCCGAGGAAUAAGAGUAGCGAGGAGAAGAAGACGCCAGACAGACACGCCAGCAACGACAAGAAACAACUCGUCAAGAUCAGGAAGCAGAUAUCUUUGCUACAACAUGAACUGGACUUUAAUAAGAAGGAACUUAAUGAUAAGGCCUUCGAACUAGCUAAAGCAAAGCUAGACGUAACAGAACUAAAAAACACCCUGAGCCAGACUCAGAAGCACGCAUCGGACCGGGAGACGACUAGCACACAGUUGAAGCAGAGGAAUGAAGAGUUGGAGCUGGAAGUACAGGCGAUGACGGCUGAUAGGGAACAGCUCAAGAAGCAAUUGGAGACCGUCGUCGCCAGAAUCCGUGAAGAGUCGAGCCUGACUGAGUUGAAAGCAAAACUUCAUGAGAAAACGGAGCGAUGUCAGGAGUUGGAAAACGAACUGCAAGACCUGAAGGAUCUUGUUGAUAGGCUGCGCGAGUCGUCACCCGUAGCCCUGGAAGACCAGAAGGCCUUAGUAGUGAGUGGUACACGCUCCCCAACAGCCGAGCUGGAGCGAGCCUUACGAGACCAGCUGAACUACUCGCACACGCUGGAUGAAGAUAUCAUGGAACAGAUUCUAUCAGCGAGCAGUGACGAACGCGAUGAUAUUCCACGUCUGGCCUUGAAUACUUCUAAGUCGUCAAGUUCCAUUCACUCGUCGUCAUCCGAGCGGCUGCAUCGCCUGCGCAGCGAAAACGAACGAUUACUGAUGCAAGUAAACAACCUCGAACUACGCCUCAAGGACAAAGAUGCGCUUAUCACUGAACUGAACAGAGUGCGCGACAAAUUGCUGCAAGACUGGCAGAGCAGCAAGCUGCGGCUGCAGGCGGAGCGCGACAACUCUGGCCGGCUGCAGCUGCUGCUGGACACCCAGAAGGAGACCUCUGAAAGUCUGCAGAACCAAGACUCGAACAUGAUCCAAAUCCUGAAGAAGCGUUUGGAGAGCUCGAUGAAAUCUGAGCUGGAGCUUCAACAGAGGGACCAACAACAACGAGCCAGGAUCGCGCAACUCGAGAGGCAAUUGUUGACUGACGCAGACGACGCCGGAAAUAAACAGCUGCAGCAUGAGUUGGAGAACAAUGAGCGCCUCAAAGGCGAGAUCUCCCUCCUGAAGUCCAAGUUGGAAGUGGAACACACUCGUUACGUCGACCUGCAGGCUCUACUCGACUACACCAAGCUACAGAUGCAGAGAGACCUCGAUGCCAAAAACGACACCUGUGCCGCUCUGAGAAGCGAGCUGGCUGACCUUAAACGAUUGAAACACGACGCCGGAGUAGAACUUCUCCGCGCUAAAGAGUUGCUCAAUAUACAGAGUAGUACCAUCUCAGAGUUGGAGAAAAAGCUGACGACGGCCACGCUCAAACAGCGGCCCGUCGCCGACGCAUUGACCGAAAUUGAGACCCACAAACUGGAGUUAGCCCGGGAGAUAUCCACGCUAAAGAAGUGCCUCGUGGAGACAUCAGCGCCGGAGCUGGCGGCGCUGCGGGCGGACCGCGCGGCGCUGCAGGCGCGCCUGUCCAGCCUGGAGGGGGCCCGCGCCCCGCCGGCGGCGCCCGACGAGCGAGACCACGCUAUACGCUACCUCCACGGGCGUUGCCUCCGCCUGGAGAGCUGUCGCAAGGCGCUGGUGUGGCAGAAGCGGUACCUACAGCGAGUACUGGCCGGGUACGCCGAGUUUGAGAAGAAUCUGCAUGUCGUGAAGACCGAGCAACCCACUAGUGGGCGACGGAGGUUCAGGUCUGCAGCGAAGGCGGUGGUGGCGGUGCUGCGCAUGGAGUUCCUGGUGCGGCGGCGGCACCACGUGCGUGCGCUGUCGGCCGCCUGCAUCCUGCGGCCACGGGGGGCGCCGCCCGGCGCCGCUACUCCGACUGCGUAUUCCCCUGCGUCCCCGCCGGGCCGCGAGCGGCCCGCAGCCCGCGACAGCCAGCCGCGCCGGCCGCCGCUCCACGACCUCAGGCUCCACCUGCCCUCCUCGCCUGCCGUGAACCCAUUUAUUACUCGAUCGCCGUACGCCACUAACUCACCGCGUGACGAACCCUUCAUAUUGAGCACACCCCGCGGGGAAGUGGCGUCUGCCUACCUCCAUAAGCUGGACGCCGUGAGCCGCUGCCUCAACCGCGCCAUGGACGCCGCGCGGGACACGCACUGACGCGGCCGGGGGGACUCAGGCCGCGGGCACCACGGCGGUGGGAACAAACACAUACAAAUGUAUGGAACCGUUCUCAACAUCAGCCGCCGCCGCCGCUUUUUUUUGGCGGCCUGUUUAGAAGAUGAUUCGUCGUGGUUCUAUGUAAAUGUAACGGCACAUUACAGAAUGAAUGAAACAUUCAAACGUGGGCUUUAAAUUGUGUGUUGUUAUUAUGUAUGUUAUGUUCAACUGUGUCGGUUUUAAGUUUGAAUUUAUGUGUGAUAUUGAAUUGAAUAGUCGACAACCACGACGAAAGUUUGCAUUUUAUAUAAUUAAACUCAUCCCACUGCAUUUCCCAAAAUUGGCCCGUAGUGCUAAUAAUAAUAAGUAUUAGAUUAGUGCCAAAUCGAAAUGUGUUAGUUAAUUGUUACUUAAUUUAUUUAUUUAGGUUAUCGCUAAGUAUUAAAACUACGGAAGACCUGUUUUGUUCUAUUGUUGUCUCCGCCUAUGUUUUGUGUCUGGUUUGUAAGUUUGUGCGGGUUAUACUUGAACUUAGAUGUAUAUCUUUGGCCUCGUGUAUGAAAACCGCGCGGUAAAUACAAACAUAUAACGAUGUAUAGGAACGUUCACCGUUCGACGCGUCGCCGUUCAUAACCAAGGUCUUAGAUUUUUUAGUGUUUCCAACGACAUGUCGUCCGAACUUGCCUUAAAUAAUUAAACUCCUAUACUAGAAUCUACAAUUUUAAAGAUAUUAUUAUAUUGUAGAGAGUAUUUUUGACAUAUAUUUUCUAGUAAGAAAGCACUAAGCAUGUUAAUAUACAUCUUCCAUUUGGCAUGCAAACGUGACAUGAAGUUGUUUAUGUUUUAUUUGCUCAUUGCCAGAGCAAAUGUUCUGUAAAAUAAAAUAUACAUUUAGUCUAAAAUAUUCAUAUCAUACGACUCCUUGCCAGCACAAACAAUGAUCACAAAAAGUUUUUGUUCAUAUGUUUAUCGUUGAUGACGAAUUUUAUUAGGUCCAAUGAGGUUAGGAACAUUUAUGUGGUUUUUAUAAUGCGCUCAAAGUAAAUAGUAUUUAUUUUUCAUAUAGUUUUAAACCACGGUAAAGUAUGCUCCAUACCCUCUGGUUGAUUGAGGGAAGGCAUGCGCCUAUCAGUAGGACGUAGAAAGGGUACUUAUGUUUAUGUUUAAAAUUCGUAUAGUUGAGUUUCGACUUGAAAUAAAUAUAAUCAAUGCAGGAACAUUCGACGGAACUAACAUCCAAUUUGUAGUAAAUAAAAUAGGUAUCAAAAAUUAAAUUAAUAUAUUGAAUUAUUAUAUAUUUAUCGCUCAUUUUGUCAUUUAGCGAUAAACGUAUGGAUUUUUCUAGCAUGAUAAUUAGUUUAGUAUAAGUUAGGUCGGACGCACGAAAGUACAAGUUAGUGUAAGUUAGUAUAAGUUCGACCACGACUGCUUGUCUCGACCGAUACGACCGCACUGCGCUCACGCACCUCACGGCUUUUCUGUACGGCGGCUUUAUACCCUAAUGCCAUAUUAUACAGAAAAAAUAUUUUUAUAAAAAUGUUAAAGAACUAAAUGAGAUAAAAAGAAAACAAUAUUAUGCCAUAAUUUUAUCUCAAAGUUUGAUUACAAAAAAUAUAAUGGAAUUAAUUACUUUUAUUUCUUAUACAAUGUAAUUUAUGUAAUGGAAUAUGGUGUAUUUAUUUAGUCUAAAGAGUUUAUUAUUUUUUUAUUUAUGCGAGUAAGUCGCUGUAAAGAAAAGCCGGAUAUUAUUUGAAUUUAUGUGAACAACUACUGUCACUGGCAAAUUCAAAUAGAGUUGAUAUUACCACCAUGAAAAAUGAAUUUUCAAUUUAUUUUAAUUUCAUAAAUGCAUGAAAGGCAUUAACGUUGAUUUUGUCAAUGUAGUAGUUGUAGCAACGAAGGACAAUAUAUAUGUAAGCCAAAGCAAACGAAAGUAUUACGAAAGCUGUGUUGCCAUACUAUUCCAUGUUUUUUGACGAUUCGACGACGCUGGAAAUAGAAGGAAGAGGGAACAAAAGCGAACAAGUAGUUCCUUUUUCCACUACAUUAAAAAGUAUAAUAAUUUGAGCAGUUUCGAUGGCAUUUUUAUAAUAAUAAUAAUAUAAGUACGGAAUUUGUUUCUGAAAGUUGACUAAUCUACACUCAAUGUGACCAAAGAUUUUAUUUAGUAAGUGCUAGAUUUACUUCUAAAUUAGUAUUCGUUGUAAGAAAACACCGAUUAGGACAUUUAGGACGUUGUUCUUUAUUGUAUUACUGUCUGUAUUCACGACAAAAUUUACGAAAUUCAACAUUCACAUGUUUCUAGUCACACUAAAAUAGUUUAAAAUCACACCGUGCCAUAAACGCUCUCUAUAAAUAGACAAACACGUUCUAAAGUUGAUAAAAGUAAAUAAAAGUUAAUAUUUUGUA
Messenger RNA from Pectinophora gossypiella (pink bollworm), 11087 nucleotides. Its product is annotated as golgin subfamily B member 1-like. Lineage: Eukaryota; Metazoa; Arthropoda; Insecta; Lepidoptera; Gelechiidae. Bases 108 to 8678 code for a protein of 2856 amino acids. The record is from RefSeq and is a predicted model, not a curated record. The transcript is spliced from 39 exons.